Megalops cyprinoides (Indo-Pacific tarpon) is the source of this 2271-nucleotide messenger RNA. It is a transcript of the gene zdhhc6, whose product is annotated as zinc finger DHHC-type palmitoyltransferase 6. Bases 594 to 1832 code for a protein of 412 amino acids. The record is from RefSeq and is a predicted model, not a curated record. Gene Ontology annotation, biological process: protein palmitoylation. Gene Ontology annotation, molecular function: palmitoyltransferase activity. The transcript has 11 exons. Gene Ontology annotation, cellular component: Golgi apparatus. NCBI's taxonomy places the organism in Eukaryota, Metazoa, Chordata, Actinopteri, Elopiformes, Megalopidae.
CUGCACGUUAAGUUCGCACUCAUGGUAAUGAUGUGAGCUUCAUUAAUGAUUUACUCAUCUAAACUCAUUGGCGUGCCUGACCUCGGAGAGCCGACUACUCGCAUUGGUUUCAGUCAGUCAAUCAUUAAUGAAAGUAUCAAUCAAAAUAGUUGUUGUUUUUGGACUGAUGAGUUUAGAUCAUCUGAUGCGACUAGAACAAACAUUUCGCUGUUGGGUGAAUCAGAAACGACGGACUUGAUCUGACCAGCCUUGGCAGCACAAGAUUAACUGAACGCAAAGCUGCAACCUUGUUGUAUAUGGAGAGCAGGCCUCUCUCAUGAGAAAAAGCACGCUCACUGAAGUUGUGAAGAAGGAUGCCUGUCCGUGAAAGAGGAAGGAACUCUGGGAAACGGAACACUCCGGUGACUUUUGACUCCGCCUCCCUGCAGAUGUUUGGCGGGAUACAAAGCAGUUGUCCAGCACCAGCACCGUCAUCGUUAGGAAAGUGUUUGCAGGAGAGUCUCGCCUGGCCGGAGGGGAGCCGCUGUUGACCACGUCUCGCAUUCUGGAAGUUGGCCUGCACUCUGCUGCAUGAGAGCCAGACGAAAAAAACCAUGAGCUUUCUGUUCUCCAUCGUCAAAUUCGAGAACCUCCACGAGGUGAAGAGGCUGUGCCACUGGGGGCCGGUCAUCGCCCUGACGGUCAUCGCCGUCUGCUCCACCAUGGCCAUCCUGGACUCCAUCAUCUGGUACUGGCCCUUAGACACCACAGGUGGCAGCGUCAACUUUAUCAUGCUGAUAAACUGGACCGUUCUCAUCCUCUACAACUACUUCAACGCCAUGUUCGUGGGUCCAGGGUACAUCCCCCUGGGGUGGAAACCAGAGAAUAUGCAGGAGUCUGCGUACCUGCAGUUCUGUAGAGUUUGCCAGGGAUUCAAAGCACCGAGAUCACACCACUGCCGCAAGUGUAACAGGUGUGUGAUGAAAAUGGACCAUCACUGCCCGUGGAUCAACAACUGCUGCGGUCACCUGAACCACGCCUACUUCACCAGCUUCCUCCUGCUCGCUCCGCUGGGCUGCAUUCACGCUGCCGUCAUCUUCAUCAUGACCAUGUACACCCAGCUCUAUGACAGGAUAUCCUUCGGCUGGAGCUCGGUGAAAAUAGACAUGAGUGCCAUCAGAACACACAAUCCCAUCAUGCCAUUCAGCGUGGCUGCCUUCGCCGCCACUCUCUUCGCCUUAGGCCUGGCGCUUGGCACCACCAUCGCCGUGGGAAUGCUGUUCUUCAUACAGAUGAAAGUGAUCAUCCGAAACAAAACUUCGAUCGAGGCCUGGAUCGAGGAGAAGGCCAGAGACAGAAUCCAGUACUACCAGACAGGAGAGGAUUUCAUCUUCCCCUAUGACUUGGGCAGCAGGUGGGAGAACUUCAAGCAGGUGUUCACCUGGUCAGGUGUGCCUGAGGGAGAUGGCAUCGAGUGGCCUGUACAUGAGAAGUGCCAUCAGCACACCUUAACUAUCGAGCAGUUGAAGCAGAAAGCUGACAAAAGGGUUAGAAGUAUUCAGUACCGGGUGGUGGAAGACUAUAAUGGAGCAUGCUGUCCGAUCGGGAAAGGGGUACAGACCUUUCUGAGGACCCCCUGCACUGAGGAGCCCCGGAUCAGCCUCACGAAGGGGGAGCUGCUGUUUGCCACCCGGGGAACCAAGUGGUGGAUGUACGGGGACAAGGUUCUGGAUGAGGAGCGGAUGAAAACUGGAGCUCGUAUGAGAGGGUGGUUUCCCAGGAGAUGUGUGGAGAAAUGUCAGAACGACACGGCAAACAACUCUACCACCAGCGAGGAGAAAAAAGAGAAUUAAUAUAUUCGAGAGAGACGUGGUGCGAAGGGGAGCAGCAGCAGGGGCAGGGUUUGCUCGGGCGCUUUCGGCUUGAUCUGGUGCAGAACUCUUUCUUUACUUGAACCUGUUAUGAUUAUUAUUUUUACUUUCUGUUCUUGCCGUGGCUCAGACGGGAGGAGAGUGUCAUGCACUUCUCUGCAUUCUUUGUACAGUAGAAAUGACGUCUUUAUUUUGUUACAUUUUUCUAAGAUCAGACAGACCAUCACCUUACUCUUUGGAUUUUAAAAAAGGAAAUUUUGCCACACCGGAGUGGCUUUGCACAUUGCUUUUGUAAAUCAGUGUGUUCUACAUUUACAAAUAUCACAUCACCUUAUUAAUUCUUUCUGGCCUCAGUCUGAAUGCCUACAGAGAGUGAAAAAUCAGCAUAUUCUGGCAACAUUUAUCUGAGCGGGGUGGGGGG